Wyeomyia smithii (pitcher-plant mosquito) is the source of this 4284-nucleotide messenger RNA. Its product is annotated as integrin alpha-PS3-like. Gene Ontology annotation, biological process: cell adhesion mediated by integrin; integrin-mediated signaling pathway; cell-matrix adhesion. Gene Ontology annotation, cellular component: external side of plasma membrane; integrin complex. The transcript has 7 exons. Gene Ontology annotation, molecular function: integrin binding. The record is from RefSeq and is a predicted model, not a curated record. The coding region runs from base 518 to 3856 and encodes 1112 amino acids. Lineage: Eukaryota; Metazoa; Arthropoda; Insecta; Diptera; Culicidae.
AAAGGCAGUUAAACCGGUGUCGUGACCGCGAAUAGACGCUUUCGUUUGGUUUCUCCGUUGGAAGCCUGUGUGGCGAUUGUGAGAUAAACAAACUUUUUGAGCCUCUACAUUUAUUUACUUUUGGAACUCAUUUGGUUCAUCUGUUCGGCCCGGCAAGGUGCCCCAAGAGCUGUUAUCAGUUGGCGGUAUUUGUGUUAAUUCGUGAUAAGUGAUUUGUCAAUGCAGUUCUUGCGAAGUUUUUCAGUGGUGAUUCGAUUGAAUGUGAAGAUUGGAACAGAUGUUACGAUGGAGAACUGCUUGCUCGAAUUCCAACAGUAGCAGUCAUUCUCGCUCGACGGAGAUUUAUCCCUACGGCAGCGGAUAAAUGAAAUCAUACAUGCUAGAGAGCCAACCGCCAGUGAACAAAGUGCUAAAAGGUGAAAUUCAAAACAAACAACUGAUUCGUGUCAUCGUCAUCAUCAAAGCCACCAUCACCGCUUCUAGCAAACGAUAACAGUAAACUUCAGCAGGUAGCAAAAUGAUGAAACAAUCCGUGAUGUCUGUGAUAUUAGUACUGCUACUACUCCAGUUAGUGAUAACCGGUGACGGAUUCAAUCUAUCACCGUUACCCAAUUAUGUGUUCAGAGAACCACCGCUGCAAUACUUUAUGCCGAAGGUGCGUUCGUCGCUGUUCGGAUUCGCACUCACCCUGAGGCCCGGAGGCGUCAUCGUGGGUGCACCUAGAGCACAAUCAAACCUCGCGGCGCAACGAAAAAUCAACGAAACCGGAGCUGUAUACAAGUGUCUGUACGCUAGCGGCGAAUGCAGCCCGUUCUACGUGGAUCGCAAUGGUAACACCAACAACGAGAAUGAACCAUUUGCGUAUAGCUCCGAGAAAAAGGACUACCAGUUUCUCGGAGCCAGUAUGGAUGGACACGGCUCGGACGGCGAUCGGUUCGUAGUGUGUGCACCGAAAAUAGUGACUGAACUUCAGGACUACUAUUUGCUGCACGGUAUCUGCUAUGACACCGAUGGAACGGAAAACAGUGAUCCUAAAACGGUGCGCCCUAUUUUUCCACUUAGGUUAAAAGAGAAACAGUUGUUCAAGCAAGAUGGUAUCACGCACUAUAACUAUAUGUACGGUGAACAAGGCCUCAGCGUGCAUGUAACCGAACACAGUGAAGAGAUUCUAAUCGGAGCACCAGGUGUUUUCAAUUGGCGCGGCACGGUUAUCCGAUACCGGCGCUAUGUGCACGAAAACAUCACCAUCAGUCGGCGUUCAGAAUCUUCUCGAGAGCGAAACAGCGACCGAUUCAAGCGCCAGAGCACAAAGUACGUUACGGAUAUCCCCAACCCAUUCUUCACCCGACUGGAAAGUGAUUCGUACUUCGGUUUUGCUGUCAGCUCUGGUUUUUUCCAGGAUCCCAAUAAGCUACUUUAUGUCGCGAGUGCCCCCCAGAUGACACUGCAAACGGGCGAGGUGUACAUUUUCGACAUUAUUGACGCGGGUGGCUUUUCGGAAACACAAAUUAAAAUUCUGUACACUUUCCCGGGCCAGCAGCAAGGCGAAUAUUUUGGGUAUGCCUUGCUAACGGAAGAUUUUAACGGUGACGAGCUACCGGAUUUAGCCGUUUCAGCUCCGAUGAACAGCAAGGAUUCAGAUCAUGAAAAUGGAGUUGUGUACAUUUUUCGUAACGAGGGAAAUCUACAUUUCGAGCAUCAGACGACAUUAUCCAGCGACUAUGAAUUCAGCGGACGAUUUGGAAUAAGUUUGGCAAAAAUUGGUGAUGUCAAUAAUGAUGGCUUCAACGAUAUCGCUAUAGGAGCUCCUUUCGAAGAAAAUGGUGCUGUUUACAUAUUUCUGGGAUCUUCCAGCGGGUUACAAACAAAGCCUUCACAGAAACUGGUUCCCCCAGAAAAUGGCCUAAUGGAUCCUUCAACUCAACCGAUGUUUGGACAUGCGAUUUCCCGAGGAGCUGACAUCGAUGCCAAUGGUUACCCGGACCUGGCGAUUGGAUCACCAAACUCUGAAACAGUGUACGUGUACCGAACGUAUCCGGUUGUGUCUGUUAAAAGUAGCGUUAGUUCAUCAAAGCGAGAGCUUUCACCGGAGGACACUGCUUUCCAGUUAACCGUUUGCUGGAGCUACGAAUCAGCAACGACUAUUCAGCAAGAUGUUGGUUUUAAUUAUUCAUUGAAAGUGGACGCUCAAAAUGGGCGGGCACAUCUUAGCGAUGGCAACAACUUCCUACAUGGAGCAGGGAAGAUCAACUCUGAUGAUUUCUGCCAAGAGUUCGACGUACGAGUGAAGCCAUCAUUCGCGGAUAUCUACAAACCCAUCUAUGUUGAUUUCAGCUACAACAUUCUAAGCAACAUUCCAACAAAUAGUGAAUUCUGUGAAAGCUGCGUUCUGAUGGACACAAGGUCGGGUAAUAGCGUUCGGGAGAAGAUCAGCUACAAAACAGGAUGUUCGGGCGAGACUUGCGUUUCCGAGUUGCAAUUAGAGGCGGUCUGGUUGGAUUUAACGUCACCAUAUAUCAUCGGCAGCACACGAACAGCAACACUUCAAUACGAAGUACAAAAUAUGGGAGAAAAUGCUUUUUUGCCCCAAUUGAAUGUUACUCUACCGUCACUACUUUCGCUUGCCAAAUUACCUCCACAAUGUAAACAAACAAAUCUUAACGAUGGACUAAAUGUUCUUUGCGAUCUCAAUAACGGUUUGCCAAUGCGAACUAAUUCGAAAGCAAAACUGCCCCUUGUUCUAGACAUGACGAAACUGGAAGGAAAAUCGUUCUCAUUGAAUGCGGAAGUUCUUAGUACCAGUGAUGAGAUGAAUUAUUUCGAUAACACGGUGGAAACCACACUGGUCCUAGAAAAGUUCAGUGCACUAGAAGUGAUUGGUAAAGCUUCGGCUACUGAAGUGAAUCUGGAAACACAAAGCGGUACGAUCAACGUCACGUAUCAGGUCGAGGUUAUGAACAAUGGGCCAAGCAGUUUACGUGAUUUAACCGUCGUCCUCAAAGUGCCACUAGUUUACCACAAACCUAGCUCUGCGGAUGUUCUGAAAAUUAUAAAGUUCAACGACAUUCAAAUCAGUGGAUACUACAACUACAAAAAUCUCGAGUUCACCUGGACUCAAAACAACACCAUCCUCAUUCCUAACGUGAAAGAGUAUUCAACAUCACCUCCCGAAGUCGAUAACUAUUACAAAGCAGGUCUGGAUUUUGGAAUUCUAUCUGGGGAGUCCAGCCAAGAUUCGACAGGAGACCACCAACAUUCAUUAAGCCGUCGAAGAAGAUCGUUGAACACUGGUUUCAAUGAUCUUCAAUAUAAUCGCUACACGAAUCAACUGCACCAGCAUUCACGAACGCGUCGUAGCGUUACAACAGUGAAUCCGGUGAUUCUAGCAGGGCUCCCUGCUAACCGGACUUUAGCCUUUCACUGCGAUUCAGAGGCGAUGAUCGAGUGCGCAGAAGUGAGUGUGCAAAUUGCCAACUUUAAACCAGGAAACAUUCCGAUCGUGAUCCACCUUCUGUUUCCAUUAGACCUGGAUGAGGUAGAACGUAGUUUCCUGGAGCGCGAAGAUAUCUUCGCACUGCAAAUUUUGUCUGAACUACAGAAACUUGAGGAUGAGGAGGGAAUCGGUUUCAGUGUGGCGAAAAACAAUCCCUUCACAGUCGUUUAUCGGUACGCGACCGCCAGUACUCCAAUCUGGGUAUACAUUGUGUCGGUGAUCGGAGGGUUGUUGCUCUUGGUUCUGAUUUCCUACGGGUUGUAUAAGGCUGGAUUUUUCAAGCGGGCAAAGAAGGAGGAAAUCGAGAAGUUACACCGCGAGAGUGUUAGAAUGAAUCAACCAGAGACCGAUGAUGAGCAUUGAAUCAUCCGAACAAUAGCGGUUCUAAGAACACAAAACGUUACCAAAUAGCAUUACUUUUAUCGCCUCGACUGUAGUUUAUAAUAAGUCAUUAAGAAUAGGUUUCCAAACAAGACUUUUGCCAUAGACAUUUAGUUUAAGUUAACUAUUUAUUGCGGAGGGAGUAGGGACUUCUUUCAAUAUUUGUUACGAGACUCAUACCAACCGUCAUCUGGUAAUAAACAUAAUUUGAUAUAUUUUCAACCGUUCGUUUUCGUCUCUCAAAAAAAUGUACAAAAUUUACGAUUAAGUAAAACUGCGAAAAAUCGAAUUGGAGAUACCAACUUUGUGCUCUUAACGAGCGGUACCCCCGAUUCCUGCAUCUGAAAUAAUUUCAUACUAUAAGCAAAAUGAUGGACAUUUUUUUGAAAAGCUAAUAAAAUGUGUCUUAU